Molecule: messenger RNA, 2004 nt
Organism: Polistes dominula (European paper wasp)
Lineage: Eukaryota; Metazoa; Arthropoda; Insecta; Hymenoptera; Vespidae
Product: misexpression suppressor of ras 6
Source: RefSeq, a predicted model, not a curated record
AGCUGAAAAUUAUUAGUAUCUACUAAUAUUCUUCAAUAUGUCUCAUCUUAGAUACUUUUCGAGUGUACCGAUCCACAUUGUAGAAAAUCAUGAUGAGGUUUUACCAUUCAUUUAUCGGUGCAUAGGAUCUAGACACCUUCCGUUUAAUGGAAAUAUUUUUAUCCACCUUGAUUCUCAUCCAGACAUGCUUAUAUCAAAGUAUAUGCCAGCUGAAAAUGUGUGGGACAAGGAAAAGCUAUUUGCGGAUAUUAGUAUCGAAAACUGGAUUAUGCCAGCAGUGUAUGCUGGUCACUUCAGAUAUUUGAUCUGGGUAAAACCACCAUGGGCAAAGCAGUUACCUGAUGGAGUAUUGGAAUUUUUCAUCGGUAAACAUAAAAACACUGGUACUAUAAGGUAAGUCAAGUGUAUUGGUUGCAGUUUUGGAUGUAACUCAAAAAAUAAGAUUUGGAUAAUUAAAGACAACAGCGACGAUGAACAACUUCCUUUCACGUCUUUAUUUCCGGUUUGAAUUUAGAUAAUAAUUAAUUAACGAGUUAAAAUAUUGUGGUAACGAUCAUAGGGAUGUAGAUAAGUAAACCUAUUUCGAGGAGCAAAGUUUGUUAAAAAAGAAAAGAUAAAAAAAGAAGUAAAUAAAAUUCAUCGUCAGAGAUCACGGGGGUCGGAUCGGGAUAAUUGUUGUCGCAAAGAUCCGAAUCUCUCGGUAUCUUUUAUUCGACGAAUCACGAUAGUCCCCUCUUUUGAGAACUCGUACAACGCAAUUAUCUUUAACACACGACUUCCGGACUGAUCGUCCUUAAUUUUCUGCGUGAACUUACGAGUCCAAUUAGAGAUAGAUUAAAAAAUCGGUUAACAUUAUUAUUCUCAGUGCUUCUAUUUCUUCUUGUUUCGAAUUUGUUCAGAACGACGAGAAGAACGACGAGAAGAACGACGAAAAGAACGACGAGAAGAACGACGAGGAGAACGAUGAGAAUUAACUUUAUAAAAGACUAUAGAGACUAUUUUAAGUAUAGCUAACGGAGAAAGUAAUUAGGCGCUAUAUGAUCUUCUCUCAUCGAUCGUCCUUUCGUAUUCAGAGGACCGGUUUGUACUGUUGCAUCGUUCAUUUCAAUUGAUUUUCGUUCGCAGAUACAUCAUUCUACCUUCGCGACAGGAAAUAGCGUUCUUAUAACAAAUGAGAGCCAGCGGAGUCGCCAGUAGAUAUAAAUCAUUUUUCUUCGUUUGUUAAAUUAAAAUGUAAAUCGAUACCCAUUGCAGUUUCUUGAGUACGUGCGUUCGUAUCGGUGUCAAACAAUACACCUCUCGUCUUUCUCACUGCAUAUUAACUAAUGGACGUUGAACGUAAAAAUGAAUUGAAGAAAUAUUUUCUUUCGAUCGAUUUUGAUCACUCGAUUUUGACCUUCUUUUUGUCCAACAUUAAUCACAUCUUUGAGUUAUUACAGCCAAAUCUUUUCAAUCACUCUUGCAUUAAUUUAACGUCGCACGAGAACAAAUCGUUGAGACUGUUUAUUCCUCGAUGAUCGAAUAGCGAUCACUUUGAAGGACAAUUUCUGACAAAUGAGAAUGCGACUAGUUAGCAAUUAUCCUUCUACAAUCGGUAAUGAAACGUCGCUCGUUAUUUAAUGUUAAGAUUGCCGGGAUAAGCAAUUAAAAAAAUUAGAGACAUUUUUUGUUUUAAUUUCUUGAUCUAUCUAUGACACACUGUUUAUAUAAACAAGUUGAUAGGCAGUAUAUUAGAUCGUAAGUAAUAUUCAUAUUUCGUCGUAGGAGUUUUGCUUUUAUCGAAGUAGUAAUGGGUUGUUUUGUUCACGAUAAAUCAUUUGCAUCCUCAUUCGAUUUGCAAUCAAUUAGCAUUUUAUCUCAUAUAAUUUCAAAUAUCUUCUCAUUCAAGUAUUCCUUUUUUUAUAGUGUGUGCAUUUUUUUUCUUUUCAGCGGUAUUGAUAUGUCUAUUUGUGCUGUCAGAGCAAAGAAGACAAAGGGUUUAAUGUUGCAUGCAUUUUUACUUUU